Messenger RNA from Dentiscutata erythropus, 599 nucleotides. The record is from the annotation of a GenBank genome assembly. Lineage: Eukaryota; Fungi; Glomeromycota; Glomeromycetes; Diversisporales; Gigasporaceae.
AUGACAACUGAUCGCUGGGCAUUCGGGAUUUUGGACGAAUUAGCACAAGGUGGGCCAUUUUAUUUGGCUAAUAUGAAAAAACUUAGGCAACUGGGCGAUAAUUGUAAAGAUGUGCUAUUUUGGGUAAUGGAUAAUCCGAAUGAGGUGACUCUUACUCAUUGUUACUUUGCAAAGCGAGCCCUUCAAUACAUUCGCAGAAAUGAAAUUAUCCAAAAAUGGAAAUCAUGGCGUGAAUAUAAGUUAGAGAUUUCCAAUCUGGAAGGUUUCGCAAUGAUGGCGGCCUUUUUUAACGAAAGAAUCGAGGUGAUCGAUAUAAUGCGUGAGAUUGACGAACUAGCUCUUGAAUUUAAUUCAUUAUGUCAAAAUAAUCCACCUGAUUCUCAAUUGACCAAAUUCCGACUCCUUGCAAAUUUCUUUGGCUCAAAAUAUCCUUCCACUGCUUCCGUGCUUGAUAUCGAAACUAAAUUUUUAUAUUUAGUCAUGCCACUUUUGGAGACUAAACAAAGCAAGGCAUGCGUAAUGACUGUAUUAUUUGAAGCUUUAGCAGAAAAGGUUGGAAUUGAUAACGUGGACAUUGUUUCUGACCGAGAAAAGUUAAC